Molecule: messenger RNA, 273 nt
Organism: Schistosoma mattheei
Lineage: Eukaryota; Metazoa; Platyhelminthes; Trematoda; Strigeidida; Schistosomatidae
Source: the annotation of a GenBank genome assembly
AUGUCGACAAAUCGUCUGUACGACAUGAUGAUGAUGAUGAUGAUGAUGAUGAUGAUGAUGAUGAUGAUGAUGAUGAUGAUGAUGAUGAUGAUGAUGACGAUGAUGAUGAUGAUGAUGAUGAUGAUGAUGAUGAUGAUGAUGAUGAUGAUGAUGAUGAUGAUGAUGAUGAUGAUGAUGAUGAUGAUGAUGAUGAUGAUGAUGAUGAUGAUGAUGAUGAUGAUGAUGAUGAUGAUGAUGAUGAUGGUUAUCGAUAAGGUCAAAAUGUUCCCUUAG